AUGGGUGGUUAUUUAUCUCAACAAUGUCUCAAUGAAACAACUGACUUCAGAUUUCCCACGGAGAUUACCAAGAUCACACAGAACAGCAGAGUGAUCAUCUACGAGUUCCUCCAACAUAUCUUCCAACUAUUUAGCAAGAAUCUUCCUAUUGAUGCUUGGAAUACAAGCAAGAUUGAGAAAUUCCAAAAUGGAAUUCAUCAUCAAAUUGAAGAGUUGGAGACAUGUCUGUCAGAAGAGCAAUCAAAAGUAAGAAACAACUUUCAAACAUGGAUCCUUAAAAGCUCUACAUACAGCAUAAAAAAGUACUUUCAAAGAAUCACCAGUUUCCUACAAGAUAAGCAAUACAGCCACUGUUCCUGGGAAGCAGUCCAAAUGGAACUAAUCCUCCUGUUUUCAAGCAGCAGAAACCUACAAGGAACCAUACACCCUAAUGAAGAUGCAAGACAGAAUCAUGCAAAAUUGAAAGUGUUCUUCUGUGAACAAGAGCACCAUGGCAAGCAGGGACAAUCAUCCCUGUGGAUGGUCAGUCUGACCUCUGCAGGAAUCAUAUUGCAGAAGGUACGAGGGAGAGAACUGCCCACUGUAAAGGUUUGGAGAAGAUAG
This is a messenger RNA of Myiozetetes cayanensis, 603 nucleotides long. Its product is annotated as interferon omega-1-like. Gene Ontology annotation, molecular function: type I interferon receptor binding; cytokine activity. The coding region runs from base 1 to 603 and encodes 200 amino acids. The record is from RefSeq and is a predicted model, not a curated record. Gene Ontology annotation, cellular component: extracellular region. The transcript is spliced from 2 exons. NCBI's taxonomy places the organism in Eukaryota, Metazoa, Chordata, Aves, Passeriformes, Tyrannidae. Gene Ontology annotation, biological process: B cell differentiation; defense response; positive regulation of peptidyl-serine phosphorylation of STAT protein.